CCCGCCGCCCCGCAGCCUGUCGGGCCCCGUCCGCUCGCCGGCCGGGGCGGGGCCGGACGUGACGUCGCGCUCCUUCCGGCGCCGUCGCGGGCCGCGCUGAGGGCUUCGCGGGCUUGGGCGCGCGCGCAGCGCCUGCGUUUUGUUUUUCUAAAGAGCUUCCUCUUAGCUUUGGGAAGCUAUACUGUGAUGUUGUAGAGCUGAAACUAUGAGUGAGUUUCGGAUCCACCACGAUGUCAAUGAGCUGCUUAGCUUGCUGCGUGUCCAUGGAGGGGAUGGGGCUGAGGUCUACAUUGACCUGCUACAGAAGAACAGGACCCCGUACGUCACGACCACUGUGUCUGCACACAGUGCCAAGGUUAAAAUAGCAGAAUUUUCUCGUACUCCAGAAGACUUUCUGAAGAAAUAUGAUGAGCUGAAAUCUAAAAACACAAGAAAUCUUGAUCCACUGGUGUACCUGCUGUCAAAGCUCACAGAAGACAGAGAGACUCUGCAAUAUUUACAACAGAAUGCAAAGGAGAGGGCUGAGCUUGCAGCCAGUGCUGUGGCCGGCAGUGCCACCAGCCUCAGCACCCCUGCUGCGGCCUCCAAGAUCUCCAUGCAGGAACUUGAGGAGCUGAGGAAGCAGCUCGGCAGCGUGGCUACGGGCUCCACAUUGCAGCAGUCUCUGGAACUUACGAGAAAGAUGCUUCGAGAUAAGCAGAACAAAAAAAACUCAGGCCAGCGCCUGCCUGUCUUCCCAUCGUGGGUGUACGAGAGGCCUGCACUGGUUGGAGAUUUCCUGACCGGCUCAGGGUUAAGCACAGACACAGCUGUGCCCAUAGGCUCGCUGCCCCUGGCCUCCCAGGAGUCGGCUGUGGUGGAGGACCUCCUCUACGUGCUGGUGGGUGUGGACGGCAGAUACAUCACUGCCCAGGCCCUGACUGGGCGGCAGAGCCGGACCUUCCUCGUGGACCCCAACCUGGACCUGUCUAUCCGGGAGCUGGUGAACAGGAUCCUCCCGGUGGCUGCCAGCUACUCCACUGUGGCCAGGUUCAUCGAGGAGAAGUCUUCCUUCGAGUACGGGCAGGUGAACCACGCCUUGGCGGCGGCCAUGCGAGCUCUGGUGAAGGAGUACCUGAUCCUGGUCACACAGCUGGAGCAGCUGCAGAGGCAAGGCCUCCUGUCCCUGCAGAAGCUCUGGUUCUACAUCCAGCCGGCCAUGCGCACCGUGGACAUCCUGGCUGCCCUCGCCACCUCAGUGGACAAAGGCGAGUGUGUAGGAGGGUCGACCCUGAGCCUCCUCCACGACCGGAGCUUCAGCUACACGGGCGACAGCCAGGCGCAGGAGCUGUGCCUGUACCUCACCAAGGCCGCCAGCGUGCCCUACUUCGAGAUCCUGGAGAAGUGGAUCUACAGGGGCAUCAUCGACGACCCUUACAGCGAGUUCAUGGUGGAGGAGCACGAGCUGCAGAAGGAGAAAAUCCAGGAGGACUACAACGACAAGUACUGGGACCGGAGGUACACUGUGGUGCAGCGGCACAUCCCGUCCUUCCUGCAGAAGAUGGCCGGCAAGGUGCUGAGCACCGGAAAAUACCUGAAUGUGGUCAGAGAGUGCGGUCACGACGUCACCUGCCCAGUGGCCAAGGAGGUCAUCUACACUUUGAAGGAGCGAGCGUACGUCGAGCAAAUCGAGAAGGCUUUCAGCUAUGCCAGCAAGGUCCUGCUGGACUUCCUGCUGGAGGAGAGGGAGCUCGUGGCACACCUGAGGUCCAUCAAACGCUACUUCCUGAUGGACCAGGGGGACUUCUUCGUGCACUUCAUGGACCUCACUGAGGAGGAGCUGAAGAAGCCGGUGGACAGCAUCGCGCCCCCACGCCUGGAGGCGCUACUGGAACUGGCCCUGCGCAUGAGCACCGCCAACACAGACCCCUUCAAGGACGACCUCACGAUUGACCUGAUGCCUCACGACCUCAUCACUCAGCUUCUCCGGGUUCUGGCCAUCGAGACCAAGCAGGAGAAGGCGAUGGUCCAGGCUGAGCCCACUGAGCUCACGCUGAGUGGUCUGGAGGCCUUUUCUUUUGACUAUGUAGUCAAGUGGCCCUUGUCGCUGAUCAUUAACCGGAAAGCCCUGACGCGCUACCAGAUGCUCUUCAGGCACAUGUUCUACUGCAAACACGUGGAGCGCCAGCUGUGCAGUGUAUGGAUCAGCAACAAAGCGGCCAAGCAGCGCCCCCUGCGUUCAGCCAAGUGGCUUGCUGGUGCCUUCACUCUGCAGCAACGCAUGCUGAACUUCGUCCAGAACAUCCAGUACUACACAGCCUUCGAGGUGAUGGAGCCCACCUGGCACACCCUCGAGAAAAGCCUAAAGUCCGCCCGGAACAUUGAUGAUGUGCUGGCACACCACACGGGUUUCCUGGACAGCUGCCUGAAGGACUGCAUGCUCACCAACCCCGAACUGCUGCGCGCCUUCUCCAAGCUCAUGUCCGUGUGCGUCAUGUUCACCAACUGCAUGCAGAGAUUCACUCAGAGCAUGAAACUAGACAGUGAGCCGGGCCGCCUGACGCUAGAGCAUGGCACGAUGCUGGGGCCGCCCACGGAGGCCGAGCGGGCUGAGGAACGUGCCCGGAAGGAGCUCGCCAGGAAGCACCUGGCCGAGCAUGUGGAUGCCCCCCAGCUAGCCUCCAGCUUCGAGGCCGCCAUCAGCAAGUUUGAUCAGAACUUCUCAGCUCAUCUGCUUGACCUGCUGGCCCGGCUGAGCAUCUACAGCACCAGCGACUGCGAGCACGGCAUGGCCAGCGUCAUCUCCAGGCUUGACUUCAACGGCUUCUACACCGAGCGCCUGGAGCGCCUGUCUGCAGAGAGGAGCCAGAGGGCGGCGGCCCAUGUGCCUGUGCCCCGGGGUUCCCUGGCGCCCAGGGUGGCCGUCACCGCGCAGUGAGCCCGUGAGUGCUCCGCAGGAAGGCCUCAGAAGCUUUGGCUGCACCUUGCUGUGUGUAUCGUCUAAAUAAAAGCCUGAGGGUGGUCUGUUCA
Molecule: messenger RNA, 3009 nt
Organism: Manis pentadactyla (Chinese pangolin)
Lineage: Eukaryota; Metazoa; Chordata; Mammalia; Pholidota; Manidae
Gene: TUBGCP2
Product: tubulin gamma complex component 2
Exons: 18
Coding region: 206-2917 (903 amino acids)
Biological process (GO): cytoplasmic microtubule organization; microtubule nucleation; mitotic cell cycle
Cellular component (GO): spindle pole; equatorial microtubule organizing center; gamma-tubulin small complex
Molecular function (GO): microtubule minus-end binding; gamma-tubulin binding
Source: RefSeq, a predicted model, not a curated record